Racocetra persica is the source of this 155-nucleotide messenger RNA. NCBI's taxonomy places the organism in Eukaryota, Fungi, Glomeromycota, Glomeromycetes, Diversisporales, Gigasporaceae. The record is from the annotation of a GenBank genome assembly.
AAACUGAUAAGCAAUCCUUAGAGGUUGAUAAGAUAGCUAAAAAUUCCAAGUAUUGUACAAAACAUCUGGAUCAUCAUAAGUACACUUCAAAGCCCAUUAAUAUGCAAGGGAUCUCGAAAGCAUUAUUGAAAAUAGCAUUGGCUGCACUCCAAUAG